Molecule: messenger RNA, 7800 nt
Organism: Mya arenaria
Lineage: Eukaryota; Metazoa; Mollusca; Bivalvia; Myida; Myidae
Exons: 2
Coding region: 106-7401 (2431 amino acids)
Source: RefSeq, a predicted model, not a curated record
UUUAAAUGUAUAUCCAACGACAUUGCUUUUUAAAGAUAAUUUAUAAAUCAUUAUUAUAAUUCAAAGCAGCUAUGCUGAAACUGUUGUGGUGGACGAUCUUUGGAGAUGAUUUUGAUGUGGAUUUUGUUCUUCCGUGUGGUUAUAGCCGAUCCCUAUGAUCGUUUUAGACCAUCUUUUGCCGAAGCUGUAAUCCCAAAUGACAGAACGCUACAUGAAAUAUCGCCAACUCCCGAUUGGAGAACACCGUAUGCCGACGGCAGGUCCGACUUGCCUCGUAAAAGACAGCCACUCUCCGAUAGCAGAUCCGGAUUUACACAUAACAGACCGCCUUCUGCGUAUAGAGUACCUAAUGUUCCUCGUGGUGUCCCGAGGUAUUUGCAAGCCCCUUAUGUAUCCGGUGCUCGAGCAAGAUUAGAACAAACAAGAGCUUCAUACCGUUUAAAUGGCCAACCAACAUCGCCACCUCGUCUUCGGGAAUUUCCAUUUGCCGGUAGUCCAGAAGCAAGACGGGUGCAAAAACGUCGAGCAUUUCCUAUGCACAACACUGGAUCACCCGAUUUUAAUAGAUUAACAGCACCGCAAAAUGGACGCAUGAACCGAUUUACUGUGUCCGUGAGACCAGAACCAUCAAGGGGGGCAGGUUAUCGAAGAACAAGAUUACCAACAGAACCAACGCGUAGGGGUGCAACUUUGAGUCGCAUCAAUCUAGACAUUGCUAUGGCAUCGCCGAGAAGAAGAGGGCAAGCUUGGUAUAGAGACCAAUCGGAAAGACAAGGAAAUCCUGUGCUUCGUAGCCUUGCUCUCACGAGGCCAUCGAGGGGCAACAUAGCUCCCGUUCAAACAUUUCCUACAUACGUAUCGUAUAGCUAUUAUAAUACGAAAACGUCUGGUUCACCACGGGUCGGUAACAAUGCAUAUACUCAACGAAAACGUGUGUUACCUUCAGCUCGUUCGAUGAUAAGUGGAAAUCGUGUUAUAAAAAAUCCACAGAACAAAAUGUCUCUUUCAGCUUUUCAUGCACAAUCCGAAGUUGAACGCAACGCAAUACAGACAAUACAAGACAGACACGAAAGUUCAGAUAGAAACAAUUCAUCGUAUGUCAACAUUUCAAUUGCCAGAGAUAUUUUUGCUGAUUUCAAUAAUGGACAACACGGCAAAAGUAGUCUUAAAUACAUCAACACACACUACCCUAUUUUUAGAACAACCUCAUUGUUAAAAAUGCGGAUACAAAAGGAAAUUAAUGAACAGUCAGUAAAAAAAGGAAAACGAAAAGAUAAUGAAUCCGACUGGCUUAAAGGACUUUGGAAUAAUCUAACCCCAAAUAAUUCCACUUAUGAGGACGUAAAUGGAAACAAAGUCAUCAAUUCUUUGAUUUUUAACAAUAAUUUCGCAAAUCCGCAAAAAGGCGCUACGAUCAACUCCUCCAAAGUGAAUGUAGAAAAUCAACUUAUAAUUGGGAACACCGUAUUCGAGGGAAAUCGAAUUGGCAACGAAGGGUUUGCAUUGAAUCCUAGUGCAUCAGAACGUUUUACAAAUAAGACACCUACCAGCGACCUGUUUAGACCUAAUAUGCAUACAAAAAACAUUACCGCAGCAGACACAGAUGCUUCAAACGCAAUUUUCGAUACUGCAAAUGUUACAGACUUAUGGGAAACAAUGGUUGAUACCACACGCAACGUAUAUAAAUCAAACAUACCCAAGGAUACCUCAACAAACGCAGAUAUUUCAAACACCAAGGUUGACACCGUGAGCAAGACAAAUUUAUCAAAUACAAAAUUGGAAAGCGCAUCGAAUAUCUACAAUUUAAACACACUAGUGGAUACUGAAAUGACCAUAGACAAUACAAACAUAAUAGUGGAAACUGGAACGAACAAAGACACUUUAAACACAAACGUGUAUACCGCCACGAACAUUUCAAACAAACAAGUUGAUUCUGGAGCAAACAUUGACAAUUUAAACACACUAGUGGUUAGUGGAACAAAUAUAGAAGAAAAUUUUAACACACUUGUGGGUACUGGAACAAACAUUGACAAUUUUAACACACUUGUUGAUACUGGAACGAACAUAGGCAAUUUUAACACACUAGUGGAUACUGGAACGAACAUAGACAAUUUUAACACACUAGUCGAUACUGGAACGAGCAUGGACAAUUUAAACAUACUUUUUGAUACUGGAACGAACAUGAACAAAUUUAACACACCUAUCGAUACUGGAACGAACAUAGACAAUUUAAACACACCUGUGGAUACUGGAACGAACAUAAACAAUUAUAACACAAUAGUGGAUAGUGGAACAAGCAUGGGCAAUUUUAACACACUUGUGGAUACUGGAACGAACAUGGACAAUUUUACCGAACUUGUGGAUAAUGGGACGAACAUGGACAAUUUUAACACACUUGUAGAUACUGGAACGAACAUGGACAAUUUAAACACACUUGUGUAUACUGGAACGAACAUGGACAAUUUAAAUACACUAGUGGAUACUGGAACGAACAUGGACAAUUUAAACACACUUGUGGAUACUGGAACGAACAUAGACAAUUUUAACACACUAGUGGAUACUGGAACGAACAUAGACAAUUUAAACAUACCUGUGGAUAUUGGAACGAACAUGGACAAAUUUAACACACCUAUGGAUACUGGAACGCACAUGGACAAUUUUAACACACUUGUGGAUACUGGAAUUAACGUAGACAAUUUUAACACACUUAUGGAUACUGGUACGAACAUGGACAAUUUAAACCGACUAGUGGAUACUGGGACGAACAUGGACAUCUUUAACACACAAGUGGAUACUGGGACGAAAAUAGAUAAUUUUAACACACUAGUGGUUACUGGAACGAACAAAGACAAUUUAAACACACUAGUGGAUACUGGGACGAACAUGGACAAUUUUAACACACUUGUAGAUACUGGAAUGAACAUGGACCAUUUUAACACACUAGUGGAUACUGGAACGAACAUGAACAAUUUUAACACAGUAGUGGAUACUGGAUCGAACAAGGACAAUUUUAACACAAUAGUGGAUGCUGGAACGAACAUGGACAACAAUUUUAACACACUUGUGGAUACUGGAACGAACAUAGAACAUUUUAACACACUUGUGGAUACUGGAACGAACAUGGACAAUCUAAACACACUAGUGGAUACUGGGACGAACAUAGGCAAUUUUAACACAUUAGUGGAAACUGGAACGAACAUGGACAUUUUAAACGCUCAUUUGGAUACUGGAACGAACAUAAACAAUUAUAAUACAAUAGUGGAUAGUGGAACGAGCAUGCACAAUUUUAACACACUUGUGGAUACUGGAACGAACAUGGACAAUUUUAUUACACUUGUGGAUAAUGGGACGAACAUGGACAAUUUAAACACACUUGUAGAUACUGGAACGAACAUGGACAAUUUAAACACACUUGUGGAUACUGGAACGAACAUGGACAAUUUAAAUACACUAGUGGAUACUGGAACGAACAUGGACAAUUUAAACACACAUGUGGAUACUGGAACGAACAUAGACCAUUUUAACACACUAGAGGAUACUGCAACGAUCAUAGACAAUUUAAACACACAUGUGGAUACUGGAACGAACAUAGACAAUUUAAACACACCUGUGGAUAUUAGAACGAACAUGGACAAUUUUAACACACUUGUGGAUACUGGAACGAACAUAAACAAAUUUAACACACCUAUGGAUACUGGUGCGAACAUGGACAAUUUAAACACACUUGUGGAAACUGGAACGAACAUAAACAAUUAUAACACAAUAGUGGAUAGUGGAACAAGCAUGGGCAAUUUUAACACACUUGUGGAUACUGGAACGAACAUGGACAAUUUUACCGAACUUGUGGAUAAUGGGACGAACAUGGACAAUUUUAACACACUUGUAGAUACUGGAACGAACAUGGACAAUUUAAACACACUUGUGGAUACUGGAACGAACAUGGACAAUUUAAAUACACUAGUGGAUACUGGAACGAACAUGGACAAUUUAAACACACUUGUGGAUACUGGAACGAACAUAGACAAUUUUAACACACUAGUGGAUACUGGAACGAACAUAGACAAUUUAAACAUACCUGUGGAUAUUGGAACGAACAUGGACAAAUUUAACACACCUAUGGAUACUGGAACGCACAUGGACAAUUUAAACACACUUGUGGAUACUGGAAUUAACGUAGACAAUUUUAACACACUUAUGGAUACUGGUACGAACAUGGACAAUUUAAACCCACUAGUGGAUACUGGGACGAACAUGGACAUCUUUAACACACAAGUGGAUACUGGGACGAAAAUAGAUAAUUUUAACACACUAGUGGUUACUGGAACGACCAAAGACAAUUUAAACACACUAGUGGAUACUGGGACGAACAUGGACAAUUUUAACACACUUGUUGAUACUGGAAUGAACAUGGACCAUUUUAACACACUAGUGGAUACUGGAACGAACAUGAACAAUUUUAACACAGUAGUGGAUACUGGAUCGAACAAGAACAAUUUUAACACAAUAGUGGAUGCUGGAACGAACAUGGACAACAAUUUCAACACACUUGUGGAUACUGGAACGAACAUAGAACAUUUUAACACACUUGUGGAUACUGGAACGAACAUGGACAAUCUAAACACACUAGUGGAUACUGGGACGAACAUAGGCAAUUUUAACACAUUAGUGGAAACUGGAACGAACAUGGACAUUUUAAACGCUCAUGUGGAUACUGGAACGAACAUAAACAAUUAUAACACAAUAGUGGAUAGUGGAACGAGCAUGCACAAUUUUAACACACUUGUGGAUACUGGAACGAACAUGGACAAUUUUAUUACACUUGUGGAUAAUGGGACGAACAUGGACAAUUUAAACACACUUGUAGAUACUGGAACGAACAUGGACAAUUUAAACACACUUGUGGAUACUGGAACGAACAUGGACAAUUUAAAUACACUAGUUGAUACUGGAACGAACAUGGACAAUUUAAACACACUUGUGGAUACUGGAACGAACAUAGACCAUUUUAACACACUAGAGGAUACUGCAACGAUCAUAGACAAUUUAAACACACAUGUGGAUACUGGAACGAACAUAGACAAUUUAAACACACCUGUGGAUAUUAGAACGAACAUGGACAAUUUUAACACACUUGUGGAUACUGGAACGAACAUAAACAAAUUUAACACACCUAUGGAUACUGGUGCGAACAUGGACAAUUUAAACACACUUGUGGAAACUGGAAUGAACGUAGACAAUUUUAACACACUUAUGGAUACUGGUACGAACAUGGACAAUUUAAACGCAAUUGUGGAUACUGGGACGAACAUGGACAUUUUUAACACACAAGUGGAUACUGGGACUAAAAUAGACAAUUUUAACACACUAGUGGAUACUGGAACGAACAAGGACAAUUUAAACACACUAGUAGAUACUGGGACAAACAUGGACAAUUUUAACACACUAAUGGAUACUGGGAUGAAAAUAGACAAUUUUAACAAAUUUGUGGAUACUGGAACAAACAUAGACAAUUUUAACACACCUGUGGAUACUGCAACGAGCAUGGACAAUUUUUACGCACUUGUGUAUACAGGAACGAACAUAAACAAUUUAAACACACUUGUGGCUCCUCGAACGAACAUAAACAAUUUAAACACAAUUGUCGAUUCAGCAAGUAACAAAGACAAUGUCACAUCAAAUUCAUCAAUCAUAAUUGUGGAUACAUCGCAGACUCAUGAAAAUGAUUUAUUAUUUAAGAUUGACAAAUACAUUAAACAGCAUUCGGGCGCUUCUUCUCGCGAUACUACUAGUGACGUUUCUAUUGACCAACAUGCGGGCGUUACAGUUAGCGAUAAUGCUCGAGUGGAUUCCAUUGACAAGCUUUCGGGUGUCACAACUAGUAAUACCGCUCAAGAUGUUUUCAUUGACAGACAUGCGAGUGUUACAUCUAAUGAUUUAGCAGAGCUUUUAAUCAACCAGCAAACGACAGUUAAAUAUAGUGAUAUCGCUAAUGAAAGCCUAAAAGGUUCAUACCAUCUUAUAAAUUCACCUUUGAGAAACGAAUCUGAGGGAAUUCAAUCAGUUGAUACAUUGCAUAUCAUUUCAACACUUGCAGGUAAUCUAACUAAGACUGUAAUAAAGACUAAUAUAACGACAGAGAGGGCAGAUAAUGAUGAAAAUAAAGCGAAUAUGUGGCCAUACAGAACAUUUCACAAUAUGCUUAAUAAUGGUGAGGAGGCCUUUCAGGUCAAUAUAUCUAUGGAGAAUAACAUUUUCGUUCAACAAAAAAGGACACUUGGUACCGUAAGUGUUAAUAAUAUAAUAGAUCAAUUAGGUAAGUCAGUGAAAAAUAAUAAUAAAUCGAGCGAACUUUUCACUCAAAAUGUGCUGAAGCAAAAUGUAUCGAAACUGUUCGUGCAAAAUACAACUGAUAGAGAAAACAAUAUAAUGAGAACUAAUGACAAGAAUACUGUUUGGACAAAUGAGUCAUCGGAUCAAAAGGAGUUUAGAAAAGCUGACCAUUCCAACAUCGAUCACAAGAAAACUAGGAAUAUUCCAGUAAACCACAACGUACACUCAGAUGAUGUGCAUAUUCAAUUUCAGAAGACAACAGAAUCAAAUGCAAAGCCAUUCAUCGAUUAUAUCUGGACCUUUUCGAACAAUUAUAGAAGACAAUUAUCUGGCCAGUUUGAUUUUGCUAAAUCAGUGGUUAAUAAGUCGAUGCCAGCUAUGUACAUGUUUAACGUUUACCAUCUUGGAAAAUUACCAUCCGAAAGCCAUCCUAACGUGAAAAAGACAACCAAACAUCAUAACAACAUCAUAAAAAACAUACCAACUUCAGGAACAUUUUUCCAAAGUCACAUAGACACACAUACACGAACAAAACGUCAAUCUAACCAGGAUCCCGUUUCAAGAGAUAUUUUACGCAAGCUGCUUUUUGGACUACUUUUGGUAAGCAGCGGGUCCACCAAAAGCAAGCCUCCACUUGUUCUUGACCAAAGUCCCCAUAAACCGCCAUCUUUAAUCCCUUCAAAACAAACACACGCUCCGGUAAUUAACCGGGAUAUGAAGGAUACGUUAAUAUAUAAAUUCUCAGAAAACGCUACUUUUUCACUUUUGAAAAGCCUAUUGUAUGGACCACUUAAGCAUAAAGAACAUGGUAUUCAAAGCACUUUCGAAUCAGAAAAGAAACUUAAGUUUUCACGGUCUGACAUGACAAAUGUGCCAUCGACUGAUGCAUUAAUAAAGGGAAGUAAAAACUUCGAGAAAACUACUGACAGUAAUGUUAUGAGAACUGUUGAAAGUACUGUUAAAACAGUCUUUAACAACACCUCUCCUGUAUAUACUGUUAAACCCAGUAUAAGUGAAAGAGACAUGCUAAUACGGCUGUUGAAUGGUACUUUGCGUUACAGAGAUGUUUGAUUCUGAUACUCAAACAUAUUUAAAAGAAAACUAAAACAUGUGUCUGAUUGAUUGAUGGAUUGGUGGAUGGUUGAUUGGUGGGCUAUUUUAUUGCUUCUUGUAAAGUGUGAAACAAACGCUACACAUUGUUCUAUCGUUGUUUUAUGUCUUUUUCAAUGUUCACUAUCAUUAUCAUAGCAUUAUCAAAAGAGAUAUGAUUAUUAAAUGAAUCAAUUGAAGUACUGGUGUUGUUUGUUGUUGUUGUUGUUGCUUUAAGGUAUCGUUAUUAUAUUUAAACUUGUAAUGAAUGACGAAUACUGUAACACUAUCAGAUAGAUGUUAACACAUGCAUUAAAUGUUAUUUGCGACAAACAAAUCAAAAACCAUACCUUUCCAAAGCACAAACGAAUCUACAACAAG